Messenger RNA from Lachancea sp. 'fantastica', 1722 nucleotides. Lineage: Eukaryota; Fungi; Ascomycota; Saccharomycetes; Saccharomycetales; Saccharomycetaceae. The record is from the annotation of a GenBank genome assembly.
AUGUUGACUCGUUCUUUACUGUUCAGACAAUCCAAACGUUGCGUUUCGCAGCUUUCACACGUCAAACCACCAAAACAAAUCACAAAUGAGGCCGUCAAAUCGUUUGACAGCAAAGCUACACUCGACUGGGACUUGCUACGUGCCUCAGUGUCGAAAUUCAACAAUGCAUCCUUGGAUGUGCCUCUCGUAAUCAACGGGAAACGCAUCUUCCACAACGAGGGCAACAGAAGCUCUUACCAGCAGGUCAACCCGGCCAAACACUCCCAGGUGUUGGCCAACGUCACACAGGCGACUCAAGAAGACAUCGCCGCUGCUAUUGAAGCCUCCAAGACUGCCAAGGCCAAAUGGAUGAAAAUGCCCUUCUACGACCGUGCAGCGGUGUUUCUCAAGGCCGCUGACUUGAUCUCAACUAAGUAUCGCUACGACAUGCUGGCUGCGACCAUGUUGGGCCAGGGAAAAAACGUUUAUCAAGCGGAAAUCGACUGUAUCACCGAGUUGGCCGAUUUCUUCAGAUUUAACGUCAAAUACGCUGCAGAAUUGUACGCUCAACAGCCCUGCGAGUCCAGUCCGGGCGUUUGGAACAAAGCCGAAUACAGACCCUUGGAGGGCUUUGUCUACGCUGUCACACCUUUCAACUUCACCGCCAUUGCCGGAAACUUGAUCGGCGCCCCAGCGUUGAUGGGUAACACCGUAGUGUGGAAACCAUCCCAGGCUGCUUGUCUCUCCAACUACUUGCUGCUCACGGUUCUUGAGGAAGCUGGUUUGCCUCACGGUGUGGUGAAUUUCGUCCCCGGUAACCCCGUUGAGGUGACUCGCCAAGUAAUGGCAGACAAAGAGUUUGCUGCGCUGCAUUUCACUGGCUCCACCGCCGUGUUCAAGCAGUUGUACGGGCAAAUUCAGCAAGGUGUUGUCAACGAUCUUUAUAGAGACUAUCCCCGCAUUGUGGGCGAGACUGGUGGUAAAAACUUCCAUUUGGUCCAUCCCAGCGCCAGCAUGCCACACGCCGUUCUCAGCACUUUGAGAGGCGCCUUUGAAUUCCAGGGCCAGAAGUGCUCAGCAACUUCGAGACUGUACAUUCCGCAAUCCAAGAGCGCCGAGUUUUUGGCCGACUUAGUGGGUUCUCUAAGUUCGGUGCGCACCGUCAACACCUCGGCCUCCAAGAUCAACGGUGGAGACUUGCACGGCUUCAUGGGCCCUGUGAUCCACGAACAAAGUUUCGACAAGUUGGCUGGCGCCAUCGAUGAGGCGAAGAACGACCCAGAGCUCGAGAUCAUCACCGGAGGUGAGUACGAUAAGACUAACGGCUUUUUCAUUGAACCCACCGUUAUUAAGACCACCAACCCUAACCACAAGUUCAUGUCUACCGAGUUUUUCGGACCCGUGUUGACCGUUUACGAGUACCCAGACGCUGAAUUCACCCAGAUCUGUGAGACUAUCGAUAAAACCACCAGCUAUGGGCUGACUGGUUCCAUUUUCGCCCGUGACAGAGAUGUCAUCAACUCCGCGGACGAACUUUUGAAAUACAGUGCUGGUAACUUCUACAUCAACGACAAGUGCACAGGUGCCGUCGUUGGCCAGCAAUGGUUUGGCGGUGCCAGAAUGAGUGGUACUGACGACAAGGCCGGUAGUGGAAACAUUUUGUCGCGCUUUGUGAGCAUCCGCAACGUGAAGGAGAACUUCUACGAGUUGACUGACUUCAGAUACCCUUCCAACUACGAAUAA